UCUCCUGCGCAACAGUGGCAAAACUUCCAAACGUAUGAACGAACGAUUCGCGGCAAACCUGUCACCGCUUUUGGGGAUACCUCUGCAAAAGCAGCCGCGUCGACGCAACGCAACAAUCGCCAAUGGAUUCGCUCCAAUGAACCUAACAGCGCUUUCUUUGAAUUCCGUGACAUAGGCUCGCACCCUCAAAAGUUCAUGGCGAUAUUGAAGAAACAGUACCCUAAGGCCGUUGGACAUACACCAGUACCAAAAAGCUUCAAUGGGGCUAUUUUUUCGUUUGAAGAUAUGGAAUCCUGUACAGCAGUCUGCACAACUGGUGUAACUGUGGGAUCGCGUACAGUCUUUGGCAUCAUCACUCUCCAAGCAGAAAACGAUGUGUACUGCAUUAAUUUAGAACAGCUCCCUCUUCUCUCGCCUGCUAAAUUAACACCCUUGCUCAACACCACCAUGAGUCGAUUUGGAAAAAUAGCUCACAUCGGCCUUUAUGUUGAUCCAAUUUCGACCAUGUUUCAUGGUAAAGGCUAUGCAAUCCUCGAUCGUACAGUGGAACCAACGCAUGAUGCCUUUGAACCACUACAGCAUGUGAUCCCUUUCUCUGGCAAUCGAUGCAUCUUAGCCUCCUGGAAAGGCAUGGAGCAACAUUGUUUCUACUGCCACCAACAUGGCCAUGGAGUUGCAGCAUGU
Zychaea mexicana is the source of this 684-nucleotide messenger RNA. RefSeq lists its product as uncharacterized. Lineage: Eukaryota; Fungi; Mucoromycota; Mucoromycetes; Mucorales; Lichtheimiaceae. The transcript has a single exon. The annotation marks the transcript as partial. The record is from RefSeq and is a predicted model, not a curated record.